Cotesia congregata is the source of this 2100-nucleotide messenger RNA. Lineage: Eukaryota; Metazoa; Arthropoda; Insecta; Hymenoptera; Braconidae. The record is from the annotation of a GenBank genome assembly.
AUGCAGAGGGCGGUACUACUCAUCUGCUGGUUGCCGCUCCUCAAUCAUUGCAACGCCGUCAAUCCCGGCUAUCUUUGUUGUCAAGUUACAACAGAUCGUCCAAUUGAAGAAGCAAUUGAAGGAAAUAAAAAAUCACCCUGGAUGGUUAUUGUAUCUGAUGCAACUACGAAAUAUCAUGAUUUCGACGGAAUUAGAGCCGAAUGUUACGGAUCGCUUAUACACGAGAAAUUAGUGUUGACUUCUGCUUAUCCUUUAGCUAAUUCAGAGCCCAAAAAUUUGGAGGUAAUAACAAAUCUUACAUCUACUGCUAAUGAAGAUCCGAAAUUUCAAAUGCGAAAAGUAAGAUUCAUUACCGAUGCCAGUGUAUUAAAACAAACGGAACAAUCCAUCGAUGAUUGGGCUAUCUUAACUUUAGAGAAACCAUUUAUUCUGGAUGACAGAAUUAAUAUUAUUAACUUGGCCGACGGUGAUGACAAAUUUGAUGAAAAUUGUAAAAUUUAUCAUUGGCAAAUUGUCACAUCGUAUUUUAAUCCCUAUAAAGAAAAAAACACAGCUAUGGUGCAUUAUCCGUAUAAUUUAACACUCAAUGAGGGUGAAUUCGAAUUGCGUGAAGAAGAAAUUGCACAGAUGGGUAAAGAUUUGGAUUGCGUAGUUGCAAAAUGCGUUGAAGAUCAAUGGGCUGAAAAACUACGAAGACACCUUAGUUUCAUGGGAACUCCAAUUGUAUGCCCACUCGAAGACGGAACUCCAGUUCAAGUUGGCUUUUCGACAAUUGUUUACGAGGUAGAUGAAAGCUGUCUUUGCUGUCAAGUUACAACAGAUCGUCCAAUCGAAGAAUUAACUGAAGAAAAUAAAAAAUCGCCCUGGAUAGUUGUCAUCAUUGAUUUGACUAAGCAACGAGAUUUUACACUAGGCUUUAACAGCCAGUGUUACGGAUCGUUUAUACAUCCGAAAUUAGUGUUGUCUACUAAUUAUCCAUUACUUAACGCAAAGCCCGAUGAUUUGGAAGUUAUAGCAAAUAUGACAGUUGUUAGUAAAAAAGACGUAAAAUAUGAUAUGCGAAAAGUUAUAUUCACGACCGCGGCUUGGGCAAUAAAAGAAAAGGAAAAAUCUGUUAAUGAUUGGGUUAUGUUACUUUUAGAGAGACCAUAUGAACUCAGUGACAGAAUAAAUGUUAUUAAUUUAGCUGGCAGUGGUGAUAAAGUUGAUGAAAAUUGUAAAAUUUAUCACUGGCAAGUUGUUACAUCAUCGUAUACUGAUCAAUUCUAUGAUAAUAAAUAUGCAAUAAGCACGGGGAUUGUGAAUUAUCCCUACAAUGUAACUCUAAAUAAGGAAAAAUUCAAACUUACCGAGGAAGGAAUUGUAAAGAUGGGUGGAGACUUGGAUUGCAUAGUUGAACAAUGCGUUGAAGAAAAUUGGUCGGCUGAAGAAACAAUAAGGAAACUCAGUUUCUUUGGAACUCCCAUUGUGUGCCCGCUUGAAGACGGAACUCCAGUUCAAGUUGGCUUUUCGACUAUGGUUUACGAAAUCCAUGGCAAAAAUGAUGGGGUUGUUAAAUAUUAUAGCGAAGGCUGUUUUUGUUGUCAAGUUUUAACAGAUCGUCCAAUCGAAGAGUUACUUGAAGAAAAUUAUAAAUCGCCCUGGUUGGUUUUUAUUGUCGAUUUGACUUCGGAAGCCGCUAAAACUCGAGAAUUGGCAGGUCAAGCCUACGGAUCUAGAUUAAAGAGCAAGAAGAAAACGAUCGAGGAUUGGGUUAUUUUGAUGACACAAAUACCAUUUGUCGCGACUGAAAGAGUAAAUUUCAUUAAAUUGGCCUACGAUUAUGAUAAAUAUGACAAAGCUUGCCAGAUCUACCACUUGCUAAUUAUGCCCCAAUCGAGCUCAUUCGAUUAUUCAACAACAAUAAAGACCAUAACGGAAACGAACGGGACGCCAGUUCAAGUCGGAUUUGCGACUAUUGUUUACGAGGCCCUAAACAAUGAUGAUUCGCGUGCUAAAUAUCGAAGCGGUGGUUUUGUCAGAUUCGACAACAAUAAUGAAUUGCUCUUGACAAAUAUGUUCCGUGAAAUUUCCGAAAGCCGAGAAAAUAAUUACUUGUAA